UGCUGUCGGGCGGGCAGAGCGCGCGGAGCCGGCAACGCGGCGAGUGUCGGGAGCUCUGCUGCUGGCCUCGCGCUUUGCCCCCGGGGCUGGCCGCCUGGCGGUCGGGCUGCUGACCGCCCGCGGUGCCGCGAUGUCCACCAAGGUCAGGAAGAGCCGCGAACCGGCGAGGGUGACCUUGCCGGCGCCGGAGGACGAGGACCGCGAGGCCGAGGGCGCCGAAUCGCAUCGCCGCGGCCGGGGCUGGAGAGGAGUCAACGGCGGGCUGGAACCUCCCGGGCAGCGCGCGCCGCAGUCCCCGGGGCCCGACGCGUCCUCGGAGGACAGCCCGCCCUGGAGGCGCGCGGCGGGGAUGCGCGACAAGGGCCGGCGCCACCAGGCGGUGCGCGGCCCGGCUUUCAUGUUCGGUGCCCGUGGGCCCAGCCUCACAGCGGAGGAGGAGCGCUUCCUGGACGCCGCCGAGUACGGCAACAUCCCGGUGGUCCGCAAGAUGCUGGAGGAGUCGCACACGUUGAAUGUCAACUGCGUGGACUACAUGGGCCAGAACGCGCUGCAGCUGGCAGUGGGCAAUGAGCAUCUGGAGGUGACCGAGCUGCUGCUGAAGAAGGAGAACCUGGCGCGCAUCGGCGAUGCGCUGCUGCUGGCCAUCAGCAAGGGCUAUGUGCGCAUCGUGGAGGCCAUCCUUGGCCACCCCGGCUUCGCGGCCAGCCGGCGCCUGACGCUCAGCCCCUGCGAGCAGGAGCUGCAGGACGACGACUUCUAUGCCUACGAUGAGGACGGCACGCGUUUCUCACCCGACAUCACGCCCAUCAUUCUGGCCGCGCACUGCCACAAGUACGAGGUGGUGCACCUGCUGCUGCUCAAGGGCGCUCGCAUCGAGCGGCCGCAUGACUACUUCUGCCGCUGCGGCGACUGCGCCGAGAAGCAGCGACUGGACGCCUUCAGCCACUCGCGCUCCAGAAUCAACGCCUACAAGGGGCUGGCCAGCCCGGCCUACCUGUCGCUGUCCAGCGAGGACCCAGUGCUCACCGCACUGGAGCUCAGCAACGAACUGGCCAAGCUGGCCAACAUAGAGAAGGAGUUCAAGAAUGACUACAGGAAGCUCUCCAUGCAAUGCAAAGACUUUGUAGUGGGCGUACUGGACCUUUGCCGGGACUCAGAAGAGGUGGAAGCCAUUCUGAAUGGAGAUCUGGAGUCAAUGGAGCCUCUGGAAAUACACAGGCACAAAGCAUCACUGAGUCGUGUCAAACUCGCCAUUAAAUAUGAAGUCAAAAAAUUUGUAGCUCACCCCAACUGCCAGCAACAGCUUUUGACGAUUUGGUAUGAGAACCUCUCUGGCCUUCGAGAACAGACCAUAGCUAUCAAAUGUCUGGUUGUGCUGGUUGUCGCCUUGGGCCUUCCGUUCCUCGCCAUUGGCUAUUGGAUUGCGCCUUGUAGCAAGCUGGGGAAAAUUCUGCGAAGCCCUUUUAUGAAGUUCGUGGCACAUGCUGCCUCCUUCAUCAUCUUCCUGGGCCUGCUUGUGUUCAAUGCCUCAGACAGGUUUGAAGGCAUCACCACACUGCCCAACGUCACUGUUACCGACUACCCGAAACAAAUCUUCAGGGUGAAGACCACCCAGUUCACAUGGACAGAAAUGCUAAUUAUGGUCUGGGUUCUUGGAAUGAUGUGGUCCGAGUGCAAGGAGCUCUGGCUGGAAGGACCCCGGGAAUACAUCAUGCAGCUGUGGAAUGUGCUCGAUUUUGGCAUGCUCUCUAUCUUCAUUGCUGCAUUCACAGCCAGGUUCCUAGCUUUCCUACAGGCCACGAAAGCACAGCAGUAUGUGGAUAGCUACGUGAAAGAGAGUGACCUCAGCACAGUCACGCUCCCACCAGAGGUUCAGUAUUUCACCUAUGCUAGGGAUAAAUGGCUCCCUUCUGACCCUCAGAUCAUAUCUGAAGGCCUCUAUGCCAUAGCCGUGGUGCUCAGCUUCUCCCGGAUCGCUUAUAUCCUCCCUGCAAAUGAGAGCUUUGGGCCUUUGCAGAUCUCUCUUGGAAGGACUGUGAAGGACAUAUUCAAGUUCAUGGUUCUCUUCAUUAUGGUGUUUCUGGCCUUCAUGAUUGGCAUGUUCAUACUUUAUUCUUACUACCUUGGGGCCAAAGUAAAUCCUGCUUUUACCACUGUAGAAGAAAGUUUCAAGACUUUGUUUUGGUCAAUAUUUGGGUUGUCUGAAGUAACUUCUGUUGUGCUCAAAUAUGAUCACAAAUUCAUAGAGAAUAUUGGAUAUGUUCUUUAUGGAAUAUACAAUGUCACCAUGGUGGUGGUUUUACUCAACAUGCUAAUUGCUAUGAUUAAUAGUUCAUAUCAAGAAAUUGAGGAUGACAGCGAUGUAGAAUGGAAAUUUGCUCGUUCAAAACUUUGGUUAUCAUACUUUGAUGAUGGGAAAACAUUGCCCCCACCCUUCAGUCUGGUUCCUAGUCCAAAAUCAUUUGUUUAUUUCAUCAUGCGGAUCACUAAUUUUUCCAAGUGCAGGAGGAGAAGGCUACAGAAGGAUCUGGAAAUGGGAAUGGGUAACUCAAAGUCCAGGUUAAACCUCUUCACUCAGUCUAACUCGAGAGUUUUUGAAUCACACAGUUUUAACAGCAUCCUCAGUCAGCCAACACGUUAUCAGCAGAUAAUGAAAAGACUUAUAAAGCGGUAUGUUUUGAAAGCCCAAGUAGACAAAGAAAAUGAUGAAGUUAAUGAAGGUGAAUUAAAAGAAAUCAAACAAGAUAUAUCCAGCCUUCGCUACGAACUUUUGGAGGACAAGAGCCAAGCUACAGAGGAAUUAGCCAUCCUAAUUCAUAAACUCAGUGAGAAACUGAACCCCAACAUGCUAAGGUGUGAAUGAGGCAGCAGUCAGCAGUCAAGCUCUGACUACAGCACAGAUGUGGGCAAUAAUAUUCCUAAGUAUGAAAUACUUGAAAAACUAUGAUGUAAAAUUCUAGGAUGAGCUACUUUUAUCAUGUGACUCUUUAAAGGCUAGAUCAUAAUGUUUUCCAUCAUAUGAAAAUCAUUUCAGCCAUCGGCCUGCCUCAACAUUACAAGCAAUGACAUGUCAUUAUAUUUAAAAGUCCUAUGUUAAUGUUACUGACAUCUUUGUCAUUUUAUCUUUGCACUAUCUGUCGACCUCCAAGAGACCAUAAGUUCCUUUGGGACAGAGACCAUAUCAUUCUCAUCUUUUUGUCUCCAGCAUUUAGUGCAGUGCCUGGUACAUAGUAGGUGCUCAAUAAAUGUUGAAAUCAACUGACCUGAAUUUCCAACAUGCAAGAAUGGAUGAAAGACCAUUGCUAGGUAGUAAGUCUUCUCCAAAUGCUGAACAGAUUUCUUUUUAAUAGAAAUGGAACAAGUUUUACAACCAGCUAGAACUUGGUGAAAUUUUCUUAGGCUUUUAGGCAUCUCCAACAAUUCUAGAACCUUUGAAACUCAAGUGAAGAAUGUAACAAUGAAAUGAGCUAAUUGAAAAUAUAUUAACACUUAUAUUUAAGUUUCAUAGGAUUGUUCAAAGCAAUAUAUUAAAGGUUUUUCUAAAAUAU
Nannospalax galili (Upper Galilee mountains blind mole rat) is the source of this 3548-nucleotide messenger RNA. It is a transcript of the gene Trpc3, whose product is annotated as transient receptor potential cation channel subfamily C member 3. The transcript has 12 exons. Gene Ontology annotation, biological process: calcium ion transmembrane transport; manganese ion transport; regulation of cytosolic calcium ion concentration. The record is from RefSeq and is a predicted model, not a curated record. Lineage: Eukaryota; Metazoa; Chordata; Mammalia; Rodentia; Spalacidae. Gene Ontology annotation, molecular function: store-operated calcium channel activity; inositol 1,4,5 trisphosphate binding; protein binding. Gene Ontology annotation, cellular component: cation channel complex; membrane. Bases 131 to 2863 code for a protein of 910 amino acids.